Penicillium hordei is the source of this 2682-nucleotide messenger RNA. RefSeq lists its product as uncharacterized. The transcript is spliced from 4 exons. The record is from RefSeq and is a predicted model, not a curated record. Gene Ontology annotation, molecular function: ATP hydrolysis activity; protein binding. NCBI's taxonomy places the organism in Eukaryota, Fungi, Ascomycota, Eurotiomycetes, Eurotiales, Aspergillaceae. Bases 1 to 2682 code for a protein of 893 amino acids.
AUGAGCCACACGGCUGCAACACGAGAGAACCUUUGGACUUUGGCAUUUCAUUCUUUACCAUCUGAAACCAAGGAAGACCUCGAGAAAUAUCUAAACGAGAAGGCUAUUGAGACCGUCGACACAACCCUCAGGGCUGUCCGAGACAAACAAAUAGUCUGUUUGCAAAAGCGUUGGACCAUCAAGACUAAGGCCGGAAAAAGACUCAUUGUUCGUGAUAUUCUCGACAAGGUCGCAUUCUGGCUCAACAGAUUUAAGGAGGUUGGUGACAUUGCUGUUCAGUAUGACCCCACUCAUGCUUCACUGCCGUGGGCUGGCGUACGGGUUUUGCUCCAAGCUUCCAUCAACGAUCUACAAACAUUCAUCUCGGUUGCGCAAGGGCUAGAAACUUUGGCACGCAUCACCACUCGAUACUCUAUCCUAGAGAACAUUUAUCUACCCUCGACUGGACAAGCGCUUUCUUCGGCACAGUCAAAACUCUGUGAUGCUUUAGUAGCGCUUUACUCAGAGUCUUUAAAGUACCUCGAUGACAUUGGAAAAUAUUACGAGAGAUCGACAACCAAGCGUAUUGCUCGAAGCUUUUUUGACCCCUCGGACUCUGUAGAAACCUUUCUGAAAGGCAUUUCUACGAAGGAGGCGGAGGUGGAAAAGAUCGCCCAAACCGUUCAAACAGAGAUAUUGAAAGAGAAAUCUGAUCAAUUGGGACGAUCUCUUAAAGUAUUUCAAGAUGAAGGACGCUCAUCUGUUGAAUCUUUGAAGAAUCUUUUCCACUCACUUGAAGCACCACUGAUUCGCCUCAGUGACCCGCUUGUGCAGUUUCAAGAGUCAUUGGAUCUGCAAGAGCGGCGCAAGUUUCUCAUGUGGCUUUCAAAUGAAAACUAUACACUACAACACGAGUCUACAUACAAGGAAGUUGUUCCGGGCACCGCACAUUGGAUCUUAUCUAACAAGCAUUAUCAAUCGUGGCAAGAAUCAAGCGCGUGUUCAACGCUUUGGGUCCACGGGAUUCCAGGUUGUGGGAAGACUCAACUUGCCUCCGUCAUUAUUCAGCAACACUUGGAUUCCAUACUGCAAAAUACUUGCAGUGCGCCUGUUGCCUACAUCUACUGCUCGAAUACGAAAACCAGCUUGUCCUCUCUUUCCUCCGCUGCAAUCCUUCGAAAUGUCGUCAAGCAGCUCGCAGUCACCCAGCAGGGACAGAAAGUGCGACAAGAAAUAUGGGAUGAGUUCAAGAAGAGACAGAAAGCUGCAGAUAUAGAUGGGCUUGAUCCAUUACCUCUCACAGUAGAUGAAUGUAUCCAAAUGUUGCUUGAACUGACUCUCGACUGCCCGGCAACUAUCAUCAUCGAUGGUCUUGACGAGUUAGUUGGAAAUCAACUGGAUAUUCUGACAAGUCUUCGAACCCUAGCAAGUGAAUCAUCCAGUCUUAUCAAGAUCAUGAUCUCCAGUCGCGAAGAUACGCAUAUCGCACAAGAACUGCACGACGCGAUUUCACUCCCUGUCACUGUUUGCCAGAACUCAGAAGAUAUCAAGGUCUUCGUCCGGCAUUCGGUCAGCUCAGCGAUCACCAAUCGAAAGCUCCUAGGAGGAAGCGUCUCAAAAUCCCUCAGUGACCAUCUGGUUGAAAGUCUGUAUCAAGGGGCAAGGGGGAUGUUUCUUUGGCCUGCAAUGCAACUGCAAUAUCUUUGCGAUCGCGGAAAGUUCAAACUUGAGGAAGAUAUCAUCGAGGCAUUAAAAACUCUCCCACCUAGUCUGAUUAGCACAUUUGACAAUCUCUAUGCACGGAUCAAUCUCUUCGAGCACCAUGCCAAGACGAUGGUGAUGCGCAUCUUCGCUUGGCUCAUAGCAAAAGAGAGAGACCUUUCUGCCUCAGAGCUGUUAACAGCUAUAUCUUCCAACGGAAAAGUUGAUGAUUCAGUAUCUGGCACCAUCGAUGCUCAGCUCGUACUUGACUUAUGCUGCAAUUUCGUCAUUUUCGACCACAAUUUGAAACGAUUUUCCUUCAUCCAUGCAUCUGUCCUUGAAUAUCUCCAAGCUCUUCCGGAAUACUCUGUUUCGAAUACCAACUCCAUCGCGGCUAAGCGCACUGAGGAUGAAACCGACAGCCUUGAAAGCCCCGAGAGCUUCCGAGAUUAUGCCAUUUCCUAUUGGGCUUAUCAUUACUUGAAAGUUGUUGAAAUACACCCCAAAGCCGAUUUGGACAAUGCUCUGAAACAAUUUUUGUCACCGGAAGAGUCAAUGAAUUUCCGCUUUUGGCUCGACGACGUGAAGGAUCAAAUAGCGGCCAAUAAGCCAAACCCGACCCAACUCAAGGAGCUCAAUGCGAUGCUAAAUAACCAAUACUCACCCUUGUUCAUGGCCUGUGUAUACGGUCUACCGUUCAUUCUAGAGUCCAUUGAAGCUGAGGCAUUACGGGCCGGGAAAUCUAUGGACUUUAACAUGAAGAAUAGCCAUGGAGCAUCUGCUCUGUACGUGGGUGCCAGGUAUGGACGUCUCGAAGCUGUGCGGUUUCUCCUCGGCCGCGGCGCGAAUCCAGAUGCCCCCGGUGGCUUCUUUGGCAAUCCACUCCAAGCAGCCGCAUUCCAGGGGCAUCAGGACAUUGUCAGUCUCCUUAUCCAGAGAAAGGCGGAUCUGUUUGCGCCGGGCAAAUUUUCCAGCGCACUUGAUGCUGCUUUGGCAGCUUGA